Arctia plantaginis is the source of this 1734-nucleotide messenger RNA. NCBI's taxonomy places the organism in Eukaryota, Metazoa, Arthropoda, Insecta, Lepidoptera, Erebidae. The record is from the annotation of a GenBank genome assembly.
AUGGAAAUUGGAGAAAUAAUUAUUUGCGCAACAUGUAUGAGUGGUGAUCGACGCCUUGUACCUUUACAUACAAUGAGAAAUAUUUUAAAAGAAAUUAAUUUUACAAGCCUAGAUAUGUGCAAUAACACCAGCAUUUGUUGGGAGUGUAAGGGCCACAUAUUAAAGUUUUACAGAUUUAAAAUUAAAGCUUUACAUGCACAAACUGCAAUGUCUCAGAAUUGGAAGCUUAAAGAGUUAAAAUCCUUAAGCAGUUUGGUGAUACGUGAAAUCAGUAAUAAUUACCAACAUUGUUACAAUAUAGAUCCUUUAGUCAACUGUGAUAAUGAACCAAAACUAGAAAAUAAUAUUAUUAAAGAAGAAGAAGAUGAUACAAGGGAGUCAUCAGAAGUGAAUGGAAAAAUAAUAGAAACAGACGAGAGUAUUUCACAUAUCUACGUAGACAAUAUUAGUGAUAAGGAAAAAUUUAAUAAUGAAAAUGAAAACAUUCUAGAAAAUGAUGAAAAAAUUUAUGAAACAAUAGAAGAAAAUCAUAAUUUCAAUGAUGAAAACAAAUUAGAAAUUAAUGAAACAGAUGCAGAAAUAAAUACAACAGAAAAUAAUGAUGCAGUUAGUGCUGUAAAGAAAGGAACUAUUGCUACAAGACCUAAAAUGGAUGCAGAACUUCAGGAAAAGUUCAUAAGAGUAGAGUUUAGUGAAGAAGAGAUUAUACAACACAGAGAAAAUAAGAGAAACCAUUAUAAUUUUAAGAAGGUACCAUUUAAAUGUAACUCUUGUGUGCUUGGGUUUACUAGAAAAGAGACUUUUGAUAAGCAUAUGGCGAAGAAACAUGACGAGAGCAUAGGUCCCCAUAAAUGCGAUAUUUGUGAAGUACGUUUCGCGUCAAAGAUGUCAGUGGCGAACCACAGGCUGCGCCACUACUCCUGCUACAGAUGUAGGCUGUGCAAGUAUGACACCACAGAGCUUUGGUCUGCGCUCAACCAUUGUAAGAUGAAACAUAAACGGGACCGUCUUGACAGCAUACAUUGUACACAGUGUGAUACAGUUGUUAAGACAGCUGAGGAGUUGGAGGAGCACAUACAGUUGGAGCACAGUCUCCAUUGUAACGAGUGUGGCGUCAGGUUCAAGGGGAAGAAUACUUUGAGGAAUCAUAUGAAAAGGGGUCUCCACUCUAGCGUCGUCACCGACAAGAGAAACUAUAUAUGCGACGUUUGUACGAGGACAUUCGUGACCAAGAGUCGGCUGGAGAGUCACAUGGCGGGCCACAACACCUCCCUGGCUAAGAAACUGUCUUACUGUCACGCGUGCAAAGUGCAGUACAAGAAUAUUUAUGUGUAUAGGAACCACCUCAAAAAUAGCACCAACCAUUCUGAAAGAGCCUUCUCGUGUCCAGAGUGCAACAAAAAGUUCGCAUCCAAAGUGUACUGGACGAGGCAUUACAACUUCUACCAUUUGCACAAGUCACAAUAUAACUGCGAGAUAUGUAAUAAGCUGUUCAUAUCGGACUGGCGGCUGAAGAACCAUCGCCAGAAACACCACGGCCUGUCCCGGCCGAGGAACCACCCUUGCACCACUUGUGGCAAGAAGUUCUUUUCUAUCACAACACUACGGAACCACAAGCUAAUUCACUCGGAGCAGAGGAGCUACAUGUGCGAGGACUGCGGCGACACUUUCAAACAGCGGCCGGCGCUGUACACGCACGCCAAACUUGUGCACGGCGACGGGCGACGGAAAUAG